AUGCACACCAUCCUCACCCUCCUCCUCGCCGGCACGGCCGCCGUCGCCGCGCCCCUGCAGCCCCAAGCAACCAACGCAACGUGCCUCGAGCGCUCGCAGCAGCUGCAGCACUGGAACAUCGAAAACUUCGACUACCACGCCUCGUACAUCUUCACCAACCCAGCCCACCAAAACUCCCACGGCUACGUCAACUUCACCCUCGCCAACCCAGCCCUCGAUGCAACCGCCACCUGCACCGCCUCCUCCUCGCAGCUGUCCGAGUUCUUCUACGGCAACCAGGUCUUCCACUGCGACGUGCCCUCCUCCCUCGGCGGGCCCGCGACGUUCACCUACUCACGCACCACGGGUGAUCUCCAGAUCAGCCAGACCUGGACGUGUCCCGACGAGCAGGCGCGCUUUUCGGCCGUGGGUGGCGUCACGCUCGACCUCGACUGCCGGGACGAGACGUGGCAGAACCCGGACUGGGAGCAGGGCCAGCUCUACUCGGUGCGGACGGUGACGUGCGAUCUCGUCGAUGCGCAGGCCCCGAUUCGGGAGAUUAGCGGGAUCCGCAGGAAGGUCUGA
Molecule: messenger RNA, 564 nt
Organism: Emericellopsis cladophorae
Lineage: Eukaryota; Fungi; Ascomycota; Sordariomycetes; Hypocreales; Bionectriaceae
Exons: 1
Coding region: 1-564 (187 amino acids)
Source: RefSeq, a predicted model, not a curated record